UCCGACUGUCCUGGCAGUAAGGCCCGAGGCGGGGUAACAAAGCGCUUACAUGACAGUCCUCGCGUAAUUCUCAUCAAAGCACAGACUGGACUCGUGGGCUCUGGCUGCUGCCUACUUUGCAAAAACAAAAUAGCUCCAAUUCUUUACAAACUCGUCUACGCCAGAGUUUGCCGCUUUGUUUUGAGUGCUUUUCUGUCUUCCAUUUCGUGGCCUUUCAAUCUUCAUUCAUUCUAGUUCACCAUAGAGUGUCGUGUUUUGAUUAAAUUUCCCUAGACAUCCAAAAGCAAAAAAUAGAUUUCGCCUCGGGUCUUCUAACAAGUACGAGGUUUCCUGUCAGAAAAAGAGAGUAGGGGAAAAAGUUUUUUAGUAGCUAAGUUUCAGUGAGUCAGUCGUCACGGUUGCCAGUUUUUUUUUGACACUGGCAGCACUAGGACGGGAAAAAAUCCAGACUUCGUCCUUCAGAUUUCGACUACCAGCUGCUGAUCGAUCAGGAUUCCAAUCCAAGGUUCAGAUUCUGAUCAACUCGGUUUCAAAAUCUUAUAUAUCAAGAUGGGGAGGAGCUGCAGAAGGACUGCGAGCUCGGCAUUUCCACCCACAUUCGCCAGGAUUUGUCACAUCGCCUUGCUGUUCGUGCUGUUGGCUCCCACCUGCGUCAUACGGGCUCAAGACGGCCACUCAGUUUGCGGGAAUCUAUCGGCUUCACCAACACUAACACCAUUCGUGGAACCAUUACCCAUUCUUCCAACCAUAGACAUCUCCACCGGCGUCCCGAUAACUCUCGGUGCAUACAAAAUCUCUCAAAGCGUCCAUCCCGACCUCCCGAAUACGACGUUCUACGGCUUUGGGACGAGCCCAGAGACGGCGACGUACCCAGGGCCGACGCUGGAGGCCCAGAAGGACGUGCGGUCGUACGUCCGCUUCGAGAACCACAUCACUGACGCGGAGCACAUCUUCGUGGUGGAUCGGACGCUCCACCACGCCAACCCGGCGCGCGGCGGGGUUCCGAUCAGCGUCCAUCUGCACGGCGCCGACAGCGAGAGCAGGUACGACGGGCACCCGGAGGCCUGGCACACGGCUGCCGGCGACCGAGGCAAGGCCUUCGUCACGCUGGACAACGAGUACCCGAACGAACAGCCCGCCAGUCCGCUGUGGUACCACGACCACACCGUCGGCCUGACGCGACUGAACGUGGCCGCGGGGCUCGUCGGCCUCUACUUCAUCCGGAGCAAGGCCGAGGAGCCGCCGUUCCUGCCCUGCGGUGAGUACGAGAUACCGAUGGUCCUCCAGGACAAGCAGUUCUUCCCCAACGGGUCCAUCAAUUUCCCGGACGUCGGGGUAGUUCCCGACAUGUAUCCGCAGUGGUGCCCGGACUACACCGGUGACACGAUUCUCGUCAACGGCAAGGCGUGGCCGUAUCUCGACGUGUACCGCGGUGUAUACCGACUGCGCAUCCUGAACGGGGCAAACUCGCGGUCUUUCACUCUGGCCUUCAGCGACCCCCGGAUCAAGUUUCUCCAGAUUGGCACGGACGGCGGCUACCUCUGGAAACCCGUCGAGCUGCAGAACAUCACCCUCGCGCCGGCCUACCGCGUCGACGUGCUGGUGGACUUCCGGUCGGUACCCUGCGGCUCCAGCGUGUUCCUGAACAACUCUGCCGUGGACACCGUGCUGUCGAACGGUACCACGCCUACCACGAACAGCGUUAUGAAGUUCAACGUGGUCGAGCGGCCGCCCGGGUCGCCGGACCAGUACGUGGAGAUCCCGGAGUUCUUCGGGCCCGUGCCGAAUGUGUCGGCUUUGGCCGCCGGGGCCGCGUACCGGAACGUGAACUUGACGGUCGUGGUGCCCCCCAAGGGCAACAUCUCCUUCCUGCUGAGCGACAAGCACUGGGUCGAGCCGGCCACUGAGACCCCUCACAUAUACAGCACGGAGAUCUGGGACAUCUUCCACCUCAUCUCGAGCGGGAGUCACCCCAUCCACCUUCAUCUCGUCAAUUUCCUGGUGAUGCACACGCAGGCCUACAACUUCACUCGAUUCAACGCCAGCGAGUGCUCGCUUCUGCUGCCGUACACGGAGCCCAGCAGCUGCUUCCUCGGCCCUCCGCGGCCCCCGCAGCCGACCGAGAUCGGAUGGAAGGACACCAUUAUUGUGGAGCAUGGCACCGUGAUGAGGCUGCUCGUCCCGUUCACCACCAGGUCCGGUGCAAAGUACUCCUUCGAUCCCACGACCUUUCCCGGAUACGUGUGGCAUUGCCACAAUCUCGACCACGAGGACAACGACAUGAUGAGGCCGCUCUUGUUCCUGCCUCCCGUUUAGACUGACAAUGUACUUACAGUACGUAGGAUUCUGAUAAUGAUCAAUUGGAGAUCAUUUGAUACUCCUUCAGCAUUCAUGGAGGAUUAUCUUCAUUUGCGCGACUCCAGCUGCAGUCUAGAAUCCCAAGCUGGAUUCGGGAUUUCUAGUAGGGAGGACGAUGCAGAAAGGUUUAAACCUGGAGUAGGUUGAUUGCUAGGUCCGCUUGCUGAUACGUACACAGUGAAUAGCCAAUUAGUUCAGUUCACACCGAUGGAUUCGGAGGAAUCGAGCCCGAUUGAUUGUAUCUGGCGAUGCGACUCAUCGACGAGGCCUUAAUUUCGAACUCCGUCCAUUACUUUGCCUCGUGUAUAUAGAGACCACUGCCUUAAUGCGGUGGAUUUGAGGAACGCAACAAUCAUUGAACAGUUUGAUCAACCCCAGUGAAUGAACGAGAAACCUUGGAAAACAUAUCUCAGAGAUCUCUCUGGUAGCAGUAGUCUAGUCUGAAGUUGUACAGGUAUCUGGCCCUUAGCAAAUUCUCGAUGAAUUUAUUCUUCACAAUUUAGCAAUCUGAGCUCGGUUUGAGCAAUCCUACCUUCCUUGGACUACUUGUCUUUC
Messenger RNA from Marchantia polymorpha subsp. ruderalis, 2913 nucleotides. The record is from the annotation of a GenBank genome assembly. Lineage: Eukaryota; Viridiplantae; Streptophyta; Marchantiopsida; Marchantiales; Marchantiaceae.